Messenger RNA from Tachysurus vachellii, 3306 nucleotides. RefSeq names its product BCL2 associated athanogene 4 (gene bag4). Gene Ontology annotation, cellular component: cytoplasm; cytosol; nucleus. Bases 151 to 1155 code for a protein of 334 amino acids. Lineage: Eukaryota; Metazoa; Chordata; Actinopteri; Siluriformes; Bagridae. The record is from RefSeq and is a predicted model, not a curated record. Gene Ontology annotation, biological process: protein stabilization. Gene Ontology annotation, molecular function: protein-folding chaperone binding; adenyl-nucleotide exchange factor activity. The transcript is spliced from 5 exons.
GCGGGCUAUGGCGGAAAGUGGAUGGGGAAAGAAAUGACCGACUGCUAGGUUUAGCUUCGUACGGUUCAGCUGGACGGCUCAUGCAUGAGGAAACAGAUCCCAGAUCAGACGGUUAAAGCUGAAUAAAACGGGCACUGCUGCAACACCACAAUGCAGGAUUCGACUCCAUACUGUGGCUAUCCACCCAACUACUGGUACGCUCCUGCGGCCGGGCCGUACAGCAACGCCUACCCUUCUGGGGCCGAGAUUAACGGACAAGCACCGUAUAAUCCACAGGCGAUGCCGGCGUAUCCAAAUGGAGUGUAUAACCCGGGUCAGUACGCACCGAACGUGCUUCACCCUUCCAAUCCGUUCUACUGCAGCGAGCAGAUGCCCCCCAGGCAGCCGCAGUACCACAGUCAGGACCGAACCCCGGCCAGCUCCCCUCAGCCCCCGUACCCUGUUCCACACUGCCAGGCGGCUCCUGGAUACCCACCCAGCUCGUACCAACCCUACGGAGACGGCUGCACCCCUACUGCCCCCUACCCCGGCCAGCAGCCUGUACCGUCUUGUCCUCAGCCUGAUCCCUGGCCUCAUUCAGCAGGAUAUGGACCCCAGACGCACUACUCCAACCACACACGCCCUCCACACCCUCCGCCCUGGCACGGGCCCGCCCCUCCUCCAUACGACCACAUUAAGCACAAAGAACCACCGUAUCCAGGUCAUCUGAACAACCGAAACCAAACGAAACCUCGACCCAGCACACCCAACUCCAACCUCACCCCUAACUUGCCUCCAAACAAGCCAGUGGAGUUCAGCUCCCCGCCUCAGAUCUACAACAAGACGUCCUCCGGAGGCGGAAACCAGCCCAAACCAGCUCCGCAGCAGAGAGACCCUCCCCCACAUGUGCCACAACAUCAGAUGGGCGAGAACCCGGGUCUGGCUCAGGUGCAGGAGGUCCUGGCCAGGGUCCAUCUGCUGCAAGAUGACGUGGACGAGUUUGUGGGCAGAAAGACGGACAAGAGCUACUGUUGUCUGGAAGAGCUGCUCACCAAAGAGCUGCUGGUCCUGGACUCUGUGGAGACCAACGGCCUGGACGCCGUGCGCUCAGCCCGGAAAGAGGCAGUGCAGAAGAUCCAGGCCAUCCUGGACCGCCUGGAGAACAAGGCCUUCUAGAGAGCGUUGUGCCUGUGUGUGUGUGUGUGUGUGUGUGUGUGUUGAGGCUGCAGAUGUUUAUUUGUGUUUAAUAAUCUGUUUAUUUUGUCCAGGUAAAUAAGCCGUAGUUAUUACGCUCACAUCCAUAAUGUUCACGUCAUGAUUAGAUUUUGCUGAUUUUUUUUAUCAAACACAUUGUUCCAUCAGCACACACUGCCAUCCAGUCUGAUCACUCGCAUCUGCUUUGGCUUCUGCUGUUAAUGUGUCUCACUGGCUUCCUGCUCCUGAGUGACUCCACCCUCCUCCACAGCACUGAACACGUUUAGGCUCUGAGACAUAAAGUCCUCACGCAUCACGUUAGCUAAGCCAUCCAUGCUAACUAAAGCGUUAAAGUCGGAGGCUGGUUUGAGCUCAGCAGCUGUGCGUUUUGCUCAUUGUUUGCCGUAGAUUUGUUAAUUAGUCUUUUUAGCGCUGCCUCGUCGACUUCCUGUCAGCGUUUCCCGUCGGCCGAUCGUCUGUCUGCCGUCAGAGCGAGUGAGUUUUGUUCCGUGUGAAAAUCAGCAGCACUGAAUUCAGAAGCAGCUGUUUUUGUGUAAAGCAAUAAAUAAUUUAGUGUUUUUAAUCCUUUAACUACGUCACCUGCUGUUAUAUGUUUGGAUUGUAUUAUGUUUGUUCCUGACUGCUGUUGACGCUCAGACGCUUCGUCUCCAGUCGUGAACUGUUCACGUAAUAAACACUGUGCACUUGAAUCAUGAAACAAUGAAUGAAAUAAAGUAAUAUUUUACACCAAAACCAAUCUGCUCUAGACGUAGCGGAGUUCUCGUUCAUGGCCCCGCCCCCAUGGCUAGCUGAAGUACCGUGUCGGGUUUCCACUCACUUAACGCUUCACCGCUAUGAUUAGCUCAGUGAUACACAUUUAUUAGGGAUGAUUACGAGUACAAAUUCACAGGAAGUCGGCGAGGUCUCGUUAAACACAGCGCCGAAGCCUGCGCUCAGCGUAUAAGCAAUACUCACCGACCUUUACGCUAAACGUUUACAACGAUUUUGUUUCUUUUUCCCCCAACUUCAUGUGUGAAUCUAAAGUCUAAUCUAAAGCCAGUAUCCUGUCUAAUCUAAAGGUCUCGCAUGUUUACAAAUGAGGCCUUUUUUAAAAAGAAAAAUGUAUAAAUUUGUAUUUAAAUCGUCUUUAAAAAAAAAAGAGGGGUACAGACCCAGAAGACCAAUCAUCUUUCCUAAAAGAAAAGAAAAGAAAAGGAAAUGAACGCCGCUGUGUUUAAUACUUUGCACCAAAGUCACUUUGAGGCGUGUGUCGACGUUGUUAUAUCGUCACAUCACACUUUAAAAUGUUGUGUUUAAAAUACGAUGUCUGUGUGUGUAUCCGGGACGUCCACGGCGAGCGGCGCCGUGUUUCCUGAUCGGAUUGUUUUAUGUUCUGUGUCGUGUUGCGACGUGACGCAGCAGCAGAACUCUGACACGGGCGACACGGAAGCCUUUUUCACGUCCGUCCACAAGUUCACUGGAUUAAGUGUGUUCCUCAUUCAGACUCACACUCGUGUCUGAUGUUUGUUUGUUCUCGUUUUAUGUUCCUCUUGUUAAGUGAACAGAAUUAUAAGACCGCCAAGAAACACGCCAAACUUCCUAAAAAGGUUCAGAAUAAAGGACAGGCGAAGCCGACGACACAGAGGACUCCAUAAAGCUCCCUGGAAGGCAGGUGUGCGGAAAAUCUGUGUUUGGUAUAAAACCACAGGCACGUACUUUCACCUCGGACCCUUCAGUAGGUCUUCCUCCGCUUUCUAAAGGAAAACUGUGCCAUAUCAUCGGCAGGUGCUUUUCAUAGACGAUUAAAAAAAACAACCAAUAAUCAGUGAGAAGGUGUUGGAAAGUAUCGAGCUCUGCAUGUAUCGAACCCAGUCUGGUUUUGUUGUACCUCUGUAAUCUCUGUAAAAUCUCCUUCUAUAAAGCAGAAACUGUACAUUACACAGACUUUACACUCAAAAACUAUAUUUGUAAGUAACUUGUACACAGAGAACGAUGACACACUGGAGACAGGACCAAAACCUGCUUGCUGAGGUCUCUGAGGUACUGCAUGAGUUCUGACCCGAGACCAGGCCACUGGCCCUGAACACAAAACAGCUCCAAUAAACAAGACCCCUCAUGGUCGGUCCCUCAUGA